AGCACCAAUAAAUCUUUCUUGCUCCGGCAGUGGCCCUGAUGUGUUUGGGCUAGUGUCAAGCAUUUUAGAGGAGCCAAGCAAGCCAGAACCGGUUACAGAUUGGAAUUCUCUUUCGAGAUUAUUUCCACCUAUGUGGACGCCUGAUCUUGGAAGCGGUGGUGGAUUCUCAGGGCUCUCACCGAAGCACUCUGAAAGUAUUUCAAACCUGACGGGCACACAGAGCUACCAGCAGGAACAGUUGCAAAAGUCUCGUGAUGUGGAGCUGUUACACAGAGGGUUGGAAGAUCUCCACCUCCUGGAGUCUUGGCUUUCUCCAUCUGGCCCUUGCACUCAGCCGGAUAAUAUUCUGAAGAACUGUUACCCUGAAAAUUCCUCUUUGCAAAACAAUAAUACAAUUCAAGAAGGGUUUUCAUUUCAAAAUGGAGACUAUAGUCAGCAUUUGUGCUGUUUUGAUCACGUGAGGCUAAAUGGAGACUACGAAAAAAUCUGUUCCAAUUUCAGCCCUUUUUCUCCUCGGAACAGAACGAAACAAGGCUCUGACAUUCAGAAAGAGUAUUGGAAAACUGAAAGAGCAAGAGGCAAAGCUCUGAAAAAUGAUGCUCAAGAGCAAAAUUAUUCCCCUGAUCUUUCCAAUCGGCCUGUUGAUAACUCGUGGGAUAAAGUGUCCCAGGACAACCACUUGUUUUCUAAAAGAUACGAAAGCUUCACAGCAGCUCAUAAAUUGCAGUCCCCUGUUCAUCCUUCGCCGUAUUUUUUCAGUCAACCCCCUAAAGAAAAUACUUUGUCUGGAGGGACAAACAGAAAACCGCAGGAAACCCACGUGCAAAACGGUCACCGUAGCUUUACUUUGGGGGAUGCUUUUAAUAACAACGAGUGCAAGAUCCCUCUUAGUCCUAAAGACUGCUCUCCUAAAGAAUCCCAAUAUGAUUUGUCUGUAAAAACUGUUAUGCAAAAUGGGAGUUAUUCACCGUACCAUACAGGUACGUGGUUGGAUGGGAAAAUGGUAAAUCCUGCAGCUGCCUCGGAUGUUACGUACGGAAAGCAAGUGGGAACAAGUCCGCAGUCAUCUUCAGGGGUUUCCACCUUGUCUGGUGGUUCUCCCACCCAUCAGUCUUCUUACUACUCACACAUCUUACCUGUCCUCCCUUCGAGGAAAGAUGAAAGGCUGCCGAUGACGAAUGGUGUUUCUAAUAAUUUGGGAGUUAUGAAUUUCAUCUCAGAAAGUCGGAAGCAAAUGAAACCCAUCGGACAAUCGCAGCAUGAGUCGUUGGCUGAUAAGGAAGGGCGAUACCGUAAAUUCCCAGUGAAUUUUUCAUAUGACUGGUUAAGGCGGCACAAUGCUCUAAGUGAAGACCCUGAAAAAUACCACAGGUUUCCAAAAAAGCAGACCCAAGAAAAUAGUAAUAAAGAUGGUAGAAGAAGCAAACGGAAUUGGGUUCCUCAUUUUGGGAACACAGCCCCAAACCGUCAGCAGUUCAGUGUGCUCCGUAGAAAGCACGAACACAAUGGUGGCAGCGUGUCAGAUUUCAUCAAUCCUUCUUUUCUUCCUCCUUUCCCACUCAUGUCUGAUUUUAAGCCAGAUCCCAGCUUUACUCCAUUUGCUCACCAUCCGUUUUCAUCGGGAAAUAAUUUCGGUUUUCCUCCAUCGCCAUUUCCCUUCUCGGAACUCGUUGAUCUUUUUCAUUAUGAUGACUUUAACCAUUUGAAUCCCUUCAUCAACGACCUGUUUUGCGGGGAGCUCGCUGCGCCCUACUUCGCCUUUCCGACGCCGUUUAACAAGUUCAGGCCUCCAAGAAAUCGCAGCGGACCUGCUAACGAGCUUCACGUCCGACUGGAGGAGUGUUACGAGCAGUGGCGAGCUUUGGAGAAAGAGAGAAAGAAGACCGAAGCUGACCUUGCAAGAAACUUUCCAGGGAAGCGCAUAUCCAGCUCAAAUAACAUUCCCGUGUCCCGGCUUCCCGCUAACCCAUCGCGAGUCGAUCGUCUGAUUGUCGACCAGUUACGAGAACAAGCCAGGGUGCUGACAUUAAUAGGAAAAAUGGAAAAGCUUCGUGGUACCCCUGUGCACGGCAACAUCUCGGCGACGCUGGAACGCCACAGGGAAGCCAUUCACGUAACGCAGGCGAGGCGGAAGGAUGAGAUUGUUAAUGCUGCCAACCCGCAAAGACAAGGAGCACCGCGUUAUAAUAACGAGAAAG
Molecule: messenger RNA, 2198 nt
Organism: Apaloderma vittatum (bar-tailed trogon)
Lineage: Eukaryota; Metazoa; Chordata; Aves; Trogoniformes; Trogonidae
Exons: 4
Biological process (GO): female meiosis I; mRNA stabilization; male meiosis I
Cellular component (GO): cytoplasm; nucleus
Source: RefSeq, a predicted model, not a curated record